Messenger RNA from Cyphellophora europaea CBS 101466, 501 nucleotides. RefSeq lists its product as uncharacterized. The coding region runs from base 1 to 501 and encodes 166 amino acids. NCBI's taxonomy places the organism in Eukaryota, Fungi, Ascomycota, Eurotiomycetes, Chaetothyriales, Cyphellophoraceae. The record is from RefSeq and is a predicted model, not a curated record. The transcript has 2 exons. Gene Ontology annotation, cellular component: endoplasmic reticulum; cytosol.
AUGGCUGCGAGUGUCGCGUCCAAACGGCUGUUUCAAGAGUACAAGCAGCUGCUGACCGCCCCGCCCGACGGCAUCACGGCUGGACCGGUGAACGAAGACGAUUUAUUUGUGUGGGAGGCUUUGAUUCAAGGACCUGAAGAGACGCCGUUCGAAGGCGGCAUUUUCCCUGCAACCUUGACGUUCCCGAAGGAUUACCCACUCAACCCGCCUAAGAUGAAGUUUCUGGGGGAUAUCUGGCACCCUAAUGUUUACAGCAAUGGCGAAGUCUGCAUAUCGAUUCUGCACCCACCUGGCGAUGACCCUAACCACUAUGAGAGUGCCUCCGAACGAUGGUCGCCCAUACAGAGCGUGGAGAAGAUUCUAAUCUCGGUCAUGAGCAUGCUAGCCGAGCCCAAUGAUGAAUCGCCCGCAAACGUCGAAGCCGCGAAGAUGUGGCGGGAUAGGCGGCCUGAGUUUGAGAAAAGAGUGCGUGACGGAGUCAGAAGGUCGCUUGGGCUUUGA